AAGCUCUCUCCCAGCACCGAGGCCUUGUAAAUCGGCUGUAUCCGGAAACAAAGGUCUGACAGGAAUUACAACAGGCAGCACAUGCUGCGCAUUGCACAACACUGUGCUUUCCAGAAGGCGGCUGAGCCCUGGUGCACCAGCACACGCGCCCAGCCCGCCUGCUGCAGCCCCGGCGUGCUGUGUUACUACUGGUUUGAGAAAAGUCCUUGAUGAAUGUGAGAUUUUCAGAUGUCCACACAAGACCCCAGAUGAAGCUGUGCAGAGCAGAGCCUGGCUGUUCUCAAGGCGUGAACCACCUGCGGCCACCGCCACCCCUGGGACCGGAGCUCCCCACCACAUCCCGGCCCUCGGGUCCCCAGCUCCUGCCAGCUGCUCCCUCACGGCCCUGUGCCACCAUUUCAGUCCUACAGGGCCCACAGCCGAAGCUUUGAGAAUUCAUUUCAUCAUGACCUCUUAUGAAGAAGCUGAAACUGAGGAAACAGCAGCAUGCCUCCACAUGACUUUUUAUCAUCCUUGCCAAGACGACAAGAUGAUGUUUCGCUGCCUGAAUUUCUGUAAGCGAGAACAGGUCAGGGCAGAUGAAAUGGCCAAGUUUGGCCGCGACUCUAACAUCUGCCAUUAUAACUUGGUGGAUACUCGUGUUUCUCGGAUUCAGUUUUCACUGCAGUUCUACAGAAAGCCUAACAGCUCAGAAUUGUGUUUUGAGAUAAAGAACAUGAGCAAGAAAACAAAGCUGUUCGUGGACCACACAGAACUGGGUUACUUAAACAAAAUCGACCUGCCAUGGAAGUGCAUCGUUUGUUUUGGGGACUACCAGAUUUUAAUGGAGAUUCAAGAAGGGGAGUCCUUGGAUUAUUUUGAGACUCACUUACACUUGGCAAAAGCACCAAUUUUACAAGAAAAAUGCAUUCCAUUGCUACAACCCAUACCCGAGAACAGCUUUAUCCCAUCAUUGUUUCCUUCCCAAGGCAAAAGCCCUAUAGAGAUUGAUGAAAAUGAGUCAUGCUAGCAGAGAGAAGGAGGCUGGAUGAGAUUUUGAACCUGUGAAACCUGCAUGAUUUAGGAGCAAAAGGCCAUUAUCUCAGCCUACCUCUUCAUGGUUCUCACUUCUGUACAUCAGUCCUCUUAGUGUUUUCAAUACCACGACAUACUUUGUUGAACAGAAACAAAUUCCUGCCACUGUCUUUACCAGGGCAUACGUUCUCUCUGAUCUCCACUGUUUUCCACAUAAACAUAUGAGAGACACUUAGAGCCGCUCCAGUCCAUGGUAGCAGAUUCAGUUCAAGAACUGUGACCACAUGCCUCAAAGAUGUAUUUAACAGCUUUUAAUGUAGAGUAUUCAGAACAAUAUUUUAACCACCACGUUGGUUAGCUAAGGAGGGAUGUAAUGUCUUGCUGCAUUUCUUACACUUUUUUUUUUUUUUUUUUUGCUUUUGACAUUAAGCUCUGAACAGUAUUUUCAAGCCUAGGUUGUAACUUCCCAGAUUUUGCAGCUUAGAAGUACUUUGUCAGCAUAGCAUUUUUAAGUUAAUGUUUAUACUAACUUUGCACAGAAAUCUUCUUUCUAUUUGGGAUUAAAAUAUAUGUUUUUUGCCAGUAAAGUGUUUUUGCUUGUGAAUGUAAAUAAACAUGCAAUAUUUGUGAUCGUGUUAUGUAAAGACCCAGCUAAAUUUUGUAGUAAAGCAUUUGGUUGUCCAGUAAGGAUUUGUCUUUUUGUACAAGUAUGGUCUAAAAACACUUGUGUGAUUAAAGUCACUUCUGGGACAGUCCAGAGAAGGAACUUUCACUGCCAGUAUUCUGGGCUUGCCGAAAGUAGUGCUGCUCCAAGACAAGAGUCGACUAAAAGCUUUCAGCAAGCCUUCUCCCUAUUCUGCCCCCUCACUUCCCACCCACCUUGCACUCUUACAGUUUUAUUUUCAGGUAGGUUUUUCUCACUUUUUUUUUUAAAUUUAUUUUUUAUUUUUUUAAGGGGCUCAGCAUUUCAUUAGCACUUCCUUUUUGUCAGGUGAUUUGGAUUGUUUGAAAGACACUGGAAAGGCAUAGAAUAGGCACACAUUUUAGCCUCUAGCAUUAGCAUCUGCUCCAUAACCUAUCCUAAACAUUCAGUAGAUCAAUCUCCUGCCCUAUACACAUCCAUCCUUACCACUGUACAGCACUGAAGAACUUUGUGUACCUUUGCAACAUACUGCUAUUGACCCAUCUGUCUGAGGAAUUCUGGGAUAAGGUUUACAUUUAAGGUGUUUCCUUUUAACUUUCUAAACAUUGAGAAUGCCUUUCAACUUUAUUUAUUACAAUACAAGAAAACCAGGAUUAUAAUGGAGGGUAGAAUCGUUGAAUUACACAACAUACUCUAAGAUUAAGAGAAACGAGCGAGAGAAAGGAGAGAGUCUCAUCCUUGCCAAAAAUACCUUGUUCCCAUGUUUUCUACCCUUUGAAGUAGCCUCUGAUACCUGCUGCAGUCUUUGGGACAGACGUGCAAUG
This is a messenger RNA of Cygnus atratus (black swan), 2481 nucleotides long. RefSeq names its product TRAF interacting protein with forkhead associated domain (gene TIFA). Lineage: Eukaryota; Metazoa; Chordata; Aves; Anseriformes; Anatidae. The coding region runs from base 446 to 1009 and encodes 187 amino acids. The record is from RefSeq and is a predicted model, not a curated record. The transcript has 3 exons. Gene Ontology annotation, molecular function: protein binding. Gene Ontology annotation, biological process: canonical NF-kappaB signal transduction.